AACGGAUUAAUCCAUCCAUUAAGGAAAAACGCAAACAAACCCUUACUUACGACUUAAUAGAAAACGCAUUCUUUCUCCAAAUCAAUCAAUUUCUGAAACCCCAAAUCUUCCCUCAUACCAAGACCUCCCAAAAAAAAACCCAAAUUCUUUUCCAUUUUCUGAAAAAAAGCUGAAGAAAAUUUGAUCGAUGAAUACGUCCCAGUUCAUGGACAAGCAAAUAAUGGACUUAACAUCAUCAUCUUCACCACCCCAAAGUACCAACAAAGAUUUCAUCGAUCUGAUGAAUCACCCGCAAAACGAAGAUGAUCACAAUCAUGGCUCUGGGUUUAGCACUGGUAAUAACGGGAUUAGUAACAAGGAAGAGAUCUUUCCCAGCUAUGAUUUCCAACCAAUCAGACCCGUUUCAACAAGCCUUGAUGGCGCUGGAGUUAAUAGUAAUCCCGGGUCUUGGGGUUUGAUUGAUUCUAAAACUAAGAAUUAUGGUUCUCUUGACUCCAUUGAACCUGCAAAAGUCAUUGUAGAAAAGGACCGAAAUGCUUUUGACACGUCAAUUUUGGCUGAGAUUGAUCAGACCAUGAAGAAACAUACUGAUAAUUUGAUGCACGUGUUAGAAGGUGUUAGUGCGCGACUGACACAGAUGGAGAGUAGAAGCCGUCACCUUGAGAUUUCUGUGGAUGAUUUGAAGGUGUCCGUAGGAAACAAUCAUGGAAGCACUGAUGGAAAAAUGAGACAGCUGGAGAAUAUUUUAAAAGAGGUGCAGACAGGGGUGCACGUUUUAAAAGAAAAGCAAGAGAUAAUUGAAGCUCAGUUACAGCUUGCAAAGCUGCAGGUGACCAAGGGAGACCAGCCAUCAGAAACCCAGAACACUGCUCAUAUGAAUUCUGUGCAGCAUGCUGCAUCUGCUCCUUUUCAAUCUCACAAACAGCUUCCCCCUGCUGCCUCUUUUCCACUAUCACUUCCUUCUGUUCCUCCUGCUGUUCCUCCUCCAGCUCUUCCCCAGCAAAAUCUGCCACCUCCUGUCCAGCAUUUAAACCAGUUCCCUCAGAGCCAAGCUCCUUCUGUACCUCAGCGAGACACUUACUAUCCACCACCUGGCCAAACUCAAGAGGCUCCAAGUCUGCAAUUCCCAAUGCCUCCUACUCAGCAGCCACAGCCCCUACCUGCAGCACCACCUCAUCAACCAUAUCAACCAGCCCCUCCACCGCAGUAUUCUCAACCACCACAGCCCCUUCAAAUCCAACCUUCCUUAGGCCACCAUCCUGAAGAGGCAUCUUAUGUUCCUUCUCAGACCUAUCCACCAAACCUGCGCCAGCCACCCUCUCAACCUCCCAGCGGGCCUCCUUCCUCCCAACAGUAUUUUGGUGCUAUACCACAAAAGCAUGACCCACCAUCCAGCAGGCCUGGUUCAGGGUUUCCUACUGGAUAUAUCCCGCAAUCUGGGUCAAGUGGGUCAAGUGAACCUUAUGCUUAUGGUGGAUCACCUUCACAAUAUGGAAGUGGCUCCCCAAUGAAAAUGUUGCAUCUCCCAUCUUCUCCUUUGGGGCAAAGUGCUGGAAGUGGUUACCCACAGCUUCCGACUGCUAGGAUCUUACAACAUUCAUUGCCCACGGCAUCUGGGGUUGCUAGUGGAUCAAGUCCUUCUGGAUCUGGGAAUAGGGUUCCCAUUGAUGAUGUGGUUGACAAAGUGAACAGCAUGGGAUUUCCCAGAGACCUUGUUAGAGCAACUGUUAGAAAGUUAACAGAGAAUGGCCAGUCUGUUGACCUCAAUGUGGUGUUGGAUAAGCUAAUGAAUGAUAGUGACGUACAACCACCUAGAGAUGACGCCGAAGACGAUGCUGACGACGACCAGAACUCAAGUUCUGGUGUGGAGGAGAAAGUGAAGAUGUUUAGCCAGUUUUGAAGGGGAAAAGAAAACAGUAGAGGAUGGUAAAGGAAUGUACCUACCUGCUGGAUUGGUAGAUGCCUUUCUUGAUUAGUUCUUGAACCAUAUCACGAAGAAAGAAAGUAAUGAAAGAACAAAAGGACAAUUUCUUCAUUUUCCUUUUAUAAUAAUGUCAUUAAUCCAUUCAGGUCCUCAUAAUUGGCUUAAUGAUGCAUUUGUAGGGAUAGUUCCAGAAAAAAAAAAUGAUAUUUUUGUAG
Messenger RNA from Durio zibethinus, 2139 nucleotides. The record is from RefSeq and is a predicted model, not a curated record. NCBI's taxonomy places the organism in Eukaryota, Viridiplantae, Streptophyta, Magnoliopsida, Malvales, Malvaceae.